AUGUUUAAAAAACUCAACAAAUUCAUUGUAAAUCAAAUGGAUCCAUGCAAAGAAUUGGAUCCUGUCGAGAGCAUCGCAAACAAUGAGCACUUCAGGCCUUUCUGUCUACUGAUUAAAAAAAGAAAAGCAAACCACAUAUUCCACCCAGCUCCCUACUACCAGCAGACAGGAUUCACACUGGAGGAUGUGCUGCUGCCUGGAGAAGAUGGAAAAAGCACAGAGGCCCUCCAUCAAGAAUCCAGCCAAUUUACUCUCACAAAAGUCAGCACUGACCAAGCUGAUGGAGGUCUCAGCAUUUCUUUUGACCCUGCCAGUGUAGAGAUGAAAGGAGGUGCUUCCUGGUCCAAAGGGUUUUCUAUCAAGCCACAGAAGAAGAGUGUACCACUGCAAUCACUGGAGGCACUGAGAAGAGAAAGGAAAAUCAACAUGGAUCAUUCCUUCAUCCAACAACUACAGAGAACAGGCAUCAAGCUGCACAUGGUCACUGAAAUCCUCGAGGCCUCAGAGGAGGCUGUCUACAAGGAAUCCACCAAGGCAGACGGGGGCUUCAUGGCCAAAUUUUAUGCCACACUCUCUGCAAAGGGCACCAGAGAGAACAACCAAGGCAUAGUGAUACCCAAGGGCUGCACGCUGGCCUUCAGGACCGUCCCACUAUACAUUAGAGACGGAGAAUGGGAUGUGGGUUAUUGCAUACCAGAACUCUACGGAAAUGUCGGUCCACAAGUUGCCAUAACAGGAAAAUUAGGAGAAAUGGGGAGAGAAGUUGAAAUCUGCUGUCAAAUCUUCUCUGAGUUAUCUCCUGACCUGCAGCUCAUCAUCUUAAACACCAUCACAGCUGUGAUGAGAGACAAGAACCUCCUUCAAGAGCUCAGCCACAAAAUGGAAGAAUUUUCUGAGCAAAAUGAUGAUUAUCAGCUGGAAACUGAGAGCCCAGACUUAAAAGAGCUGUUCAGCACCUUGCAGCAUUCCCCAAGAGAUCAUCUCCUUCUGCUGGCAGAAGGAAUCACCUACGUCCUUGAUGCCUUGCAUGAGUUAACGGAGGAUCAGCUGCUGCUGCUGCUGGAAUCCUUGGAAAGGAAGAUUGUGUCCCAACAGCUGAACCUGGUUGCAGAGCUACUGAAACCUAAUCUGCAGUUUGGGAAGGAGCCUUUCUUUGUGGAUCCUGGUCUGCUGUCGUUCCCUCACAAGGAGGAACAGAGGUUAACCAUGGCCCUGGUGGAGCUGAGUGGAGUGCAGCUCCAGGAAGAUGGAUCAGCUGUCCCCAGGGAUCAACCCUUCGAGGCUGUGGCAGCCCUGUUAGUGGCCCUGUACACCCUCAGCCUCCUGAGUGGCUCCGAGUAGGAGGUACCUGGCCCUGUCCAGGGAACCCCUCCACAAGAUGUUGGGAAAACUCUGCUGACAAGAGUUUUCCCUCCCAAUAUCACCAUUGUUAAUGCUCAAGGCUGCUUUGGCUGGCAAAAGCAAAUUUAAGGCUAGAAAAUUCAUUAUGGAUGCUAAAGGCUGGAUAUCAAAGUGGAUUUGUCUAUCUCCCCAAGAAUUCUGAGGGAAAACAGGAAAAUCCACAAGCCCAAAGAAUCACAGGCCUGGCACAGGUGCUUCAUGUAAUCCUGCUUCUCUUAAAAUGCUGCUGCUGCUGCUUCUGCAAUCAGUAAAUGGGAAAGAGAACACAAAGGGAAUGGGAAGGAAAUGCAGAGGGGAAAGGGGAGGUGCAAGGAAAAAGGGAAAGAACAUACAAAGGCAAAAAUGAAAAGCAAAGGAAAAUGGAGGAAAUGAAAAUAAAACAAAAGCCAAAGGAAAUCAUCAGCACAGAUUCACCCUGGUCCCUCUCGGGUUCAGUGGUGGCUCCAUUCACUACUGGUUGUAGGAAGGUGGGGAAAUCCCAAAGGUUUCACUGUCACCUCUCCAGUCCCAUCUCCCCGAGAUGCUCAAGAGCCAUGGGCAGCACUUCAGAGAGAUGUCACAAAUAUUCCCAUUAUCACUUUCUAAAUAAAGAGCAGCUUCUUAAUAAGCAAUUUGGUGGUCUCAAAGGCUAUUUCUUAAUUUUGUGUCUUUUCCAUCACAUGGCACACAUGACAACCUCAGGACUGAGGCUGUACCAGAAAUAAGGGUCCUUGAUGUGGACACAGCAAUCUCAUGUAGAGAACUUUCUAAAAGAAAGUGUGAAUAUUUUUAUUACUCCUUUUUACAGUAUUCUAAGAGAGACUAAUAAAAGUGAAGUAUUCAGGUAAAAA
Passer domesticus (house sparrow) is the source of this 2231-nucleotide messenger RNA. RefSeq names its product gasdermin-A-like. Gene Ontology annotation, biological process: defense response to bacterium; pyroptotic inflammatory response. NCBI's taxonomy places the organism in Eukaryota, Metazoa, Chordata, Aves, Passeriformes, Passeridae. Bases 1 to 1341 code for a protein of 446 amino acids. The record is from RefSeq and is a predicted model, not a curated record. Gene Ontology annotation, molecular function: phosphatidylinositol-4-phosphate binding; phosphatidylinositol-4,5-bisphosphate binding; phosphatidylserine binding. The transcript has 9 exons.